AUGGCCGCUAAAUCCCCAAAGGCGGUACCCAUCAGCGUCUUCGCCCGAUGGCGACCGCUUUUACCGUCAGAGGCUGGGCUUGCAGAAAUUGAUCGCAGGACGCUGUCAGAUUCUCAUCCCCUGCUGUCCCUGUCUAUAAAGCCUCAAGCAUCGACUCAAGAUCGUCCGUGGACAAGUUCAGCCGCAUUUCAUGCCAUCUUCAACCCAGAAGACGUUAACCAAAAGGUGUACAACGCCGUUGUAGCGCCUAAUAUCCCUAGGAUCUUAUGUGGCGAGAACUGCACUUUCUUCGCGUACGGCCACUCCGGCAGUGGCAAGACGCACACAAUUCUAGGCUACGACGCCCGGCAUAGUCAAGAGCUGGGAUUGUGUCUCGCCGCGGCAAAGCAGCUGUUCGAUGCAUUACUUCGUAUCAAUGAGGAGAACAACCAGGAGAUGGGCAUCGGAUUCAGCUUGUUUGAAUUGCGCAACAAAACAGCUUUUGAUCUCCUUAAUCACCGCGCUCGAUGCUAUGUUCGAGAAGGUCCCGAUGGCGAAGUCCAUAUCCGCGGAGAAACCGAGAUUCUGGAAGAAGGCAAAGUUCGAGUUCGUCCCAUCGUUCAGCGACAGUGCUGGGAGUUUGAGUCUUUCAGACGAGAUCUUGUCCAAGCCCUUAGCCAGCGCACAACAGGCUCGUCGGGCGUCCACGACCAAAGUUCUAGGACUCACGCCGUGCUUGAACUAGAGGUUAUAAACCGAUCAUUAGUCAAUGCGCGGCAUGCAUUGUUUGACCGACAGUCUGAACUCGUACCUGUUGGGAAGCAUGUGACAGAUAUUAUGGUAGAAGAGGAGAUGAAAAGCAUUAUACGCACACCAGAUGGUAAUUGGGCACCCAACCCUGACUAUCAGAAGAAUCACGAGCGGAUAAACGCGGCCGAGACGGAGAAGGCUCGAUUUGAGGCUCGGGUAACAGCCGCGGAAGCAGAGAUUGAAGAGAUUCUUAAGUCGAGUACCUCUCCGUGCCUGGGGGCAAGGAUGGUGUGUGCGGAUCUUGCUGGUGCGGAGUAUCAUGAAGGGAAUGGAUCUCGACUGCAUAGCACAAAACAAACUCCCCAGGAGCGCCAAGAAGGCCGCCAAAUCAAUACUGACUUGCUGGCACUGAAAGAGGUAAUGCGAGCUGGGUCUCAAGGUAAAAGCAGAGUACCAUUUCGAUCAUCCAGUUUGACAAUGGUGCUGCGGAAGCACUUUACGAGCACACAAAAGGGGACCGCUGCUAUCAUUGUCACAAUCUCACCCGCAGCGGAGCAGUACGCAGCGACACUCAACUCUCUUCGAUAUGCGAAUCUUGUCGGAACUAUUAAUGCUUAAUAUUACCUCGAUAUAACGUAUACCCGGGCGUGCCGUAUUUGACAUUGACGCCUGUGGUUCCAAUCUUAGACCCGUUCCGAACAUGGCGAAGUGCUCCAUCGAUGGGCGGGCAGUGCAGCUGGUAAUUGGAUAUAUCUCUGCAGGUGGGCAGUGAUGUGUACGUUCAAGGCUUACACGUUAAUGGGGAAACUGGAUUUGUAAAAAGGACUUGAAUAAUCG
This is a messenger RNA of Truncatella angustata, 1566 nucleotides long. RefSeq names its product kinesin-like protein. The coding region runs from base 1 to 1347 and encodes 448 amino acids. NCBI's taxonomy places the organism in Eukaryota, Fungi, Ascomycota, Sordariomycetes, Amphisphaeriales, Sporocadaceae. The record is from RefSeq and is a predicted model, not a curated record. Gene Ontology annotation, cellular component: kinesin complex; microtubule. The transcript has a single exon. Gene Ontology annotation, molecular function: ATP hydrolysis activity; microtubule binding; ATP binding. Gene Ontology annotation, biological process: microtubule-based movement.